Drosophila eugracilis is the source of this 1290-nucleotide messenger RNA. It is a transcript of the gene aay, whose product is annotated as phosphoserine phosphatase. Gene Ontology annotation, cellular component: cytoplasm. Gene Ontology annotation, biological process: L-serine biosynthetic process; dephosphorylation. Gene Ontology annotation, molecular function: magnesium ion binding; L-phosphoserine phosphatase activity. The transcript has a single exon. The record is from RefSeq and is a predicted model, not a curated record. Lineage: Eukaryota; Metazoa; Arthropoda; Insecta; Diptera; Drosophilidae. Bases 310 to 1125 code for a protein of 271 amino acids.
UUUUCGAGUCACUUGUGAAAAAUCAGUCAUCGCGAGCAGUUCAACCAAGGAAAACCAGCUUGAACACAAACCGAAGACAACUUAUCACACAAAAACAAAAAACAGCUGAGAAGCAACGCGAAGCGCGUGUGCAAAAAGAAACGAGAAAACAUACACACAAAAAGCACAAGAUAUAAGAGAUACACAAAAAAAAAUAACAAAAGCAGCGGAAAAUUUUGGGGACCAAACAAAGCUGAAGCUUUUACGUCAAGCGGUAUACCAAAUACAAAAAAAAUCCACUACAAAAUCACAACGUGUUCACCGGUCAAGAUGAGCGGUUCCGUUUUGAGUUUGGCCCGUCCUGCAGCAGCCACAGCAAAUGGCCAUAAUCUUCUGGCCAAACAGCUCAACUGCAAUGGCAAUGGCACCUCCGGAGGAGCGGCCAAAACCACUGUGGCCUCGGCCAUAACACCACCCAAACAGCCUCAAUUGGCGGCCAAGGUCAUCCAGCAGUCGCAGAUCGUUUGUUUCGAUGUGGAUUCCACAGUGAUUUGCGAGGAGGGUAUCGAUGAGUUGGCCGAGUAUUGCGGCAAAGGAAGUGAAGUGGCGCGUGUCACCAAGGAGGCGAUGGGCGGUGCCAUGACCUUUCAGGAUGCCCUUAAAAUCAGAUUGAACAUCAUCCGGCCCACUCAACAGCAAGUAAGGGAUUUCAUCCAAGAGCGGCCCAGCACACUGACCAAAAACGUCAAGCGUUUCGUUGCCCACUUGAAGGCGGAGGGCAAACAAGUAUAUUUGAUCUCCGGCGGUUUCGAUUGCCUCAUAGCACCAGUGGCCAACGAAUUGGGUAUUCCCCUGAAAAAUGUUUAUGCCAACAAGAUGCUGUUCGAUUAUUUGGGCGAAUACGAUAGCUUUGACAUCACCCAGCCCACAUCACGUUCCGGCGGAAAGGCAGAGGCCAUCGCCCUGAUAAAGAAGGAGAAUAAUGUCGAUUCUCUGAUCACCAUGAUCGGCGAUGGAGCCACCGAUCUUGAGGCCGUACCGCCAGCUAACUAUUUUAUUGGAUUUGGUGGCAAUGUAGUACGACCGGAGGUCUAUCGCCGGGCCCAGUAUUACGUAACGGACUUUGAGCAGCUGAUGGGGCAGUGAAAGAAAACAAAAACGGUGGGGGAGUGGCGAAUUUAGUAUUUGAAAUCAACGUGUUAUAGCGCUUAGUGAUGCAAAAGUUAUAAUCUAAGCAUGUGUAUAAUGUAUGUACUAUAGUCUGUAAUUAAAUAACAAUAAAAAGCGAUAGUAAAAUUAUGAAAAACGAAA